AGUAGCUAAACUGCAGCAUGGUUUGCAGGCGGGGAGAGAUUAGAGCAGGAAGAUGUGUAGCUCCAGUUUGGAUACUGAAGAGGAGCUUGUUCUUGGAGAGCAGAGGUUUAAGUACUUUUGUAUGGAAUUUGUGAAACACUCUGAAAGCAUAGGAGAUGGCUGGGAAUGGAAACAGCUGCAGGAAAUCAAUGAAGGUUACAUGCAUAAAACAAGCUGCCAAACCAGACCUAUGAAAACUGGAGCAAGUCAAUGGAAGAAGGGUGAUGAGGAUGCUGAGAUUGUGUCUACUGAAGUGAAUUGGCAUGUUGAAGAUGUGGAUGACUCUGAUGCUCUCCAGGUUGCUCAAGAUCCAGAAGUGGUUCACUAUGAGUACCAUGUCUUGUACUCUAGCAGCUACCAGGCCCCUGUGCUCUACUGUAGGGCAAGCUUUUUAGAUGGAAGACCACUUACACUGGAUGAGAUCUGGCAAAGAGUUCACGAAUGCUUUAGACCUUGUCUUCUCCAUGGGCCAUGGGAAACAAUCACACAACAGGAGCAUCCGAUUCUCGGGCAGCCUUUUUUUGUGCUGCAUCCUUGUCGGACCAAUGAUUUCAUGAAUUCUAUUCAAGGAACAAACAGGACUGGAAAUUACAUCACUUCAUGGUUAAGUACAGUAGGACCUGUUGUUGGAUUGAUUCUGCCAUUAAGUUAUGGAAAAACAGUUUAAAGGACCAGAGGAUCCGUCUUUCCCUGAAGAGUUGACUCAUCUUUCCUUGUCUGCUUGGAAUCAGAAUCCACUCCUGUGAAAUUACAUUAUCUUUAAAGACCGUGAGAUUUCAUGCUUAUAGUAUAUAAAUUACAUAUUAACUCCAGUUUAUUGAUCUUGUUCUUGCACUGCUACAUAAUACUGUGUUUAACCAAUACCUUGAUGUAUGGUGAGGUCACGAAAUGCUUAAUAUAUCAACCAAAAUGACAAAUAUAUUUAAAGGGUAUAAAAGAUAAUGGAAACAGCAAAUAUCCAAAUACAUCAAAUCAAAUAAAGUCUUCCAAGGGCAGCACUUCUUCUUUAAACAUCAACAUCCAUCUCAGCAUGACUAAAAAAAAGACCCGUAACUAAGAGGAUGCCACAUUGCAUAGGUCACACAAGAGCAGGAGGCAAAAUGAAGGAGCAAUAUAUAUUUAAACUUACGAAUGAGGAAAGAGGAGAGCUGAGUCUUUUGAGUCGAUAAACAAGUUUUAUUAGGAGCAGGCUUCAGGACACAAGGUAAGCUCCUAUCUUACGCGUUUCGCUCAUCAUGUGACUCUCGCCAGUCUAUCAGACACAAACAUGGGAACUCCCGGUGCAAAACAGGAAAAGUUCCCCCCCAAAAGGAUACAACUUUUUAUAAAAUCAUUUAAAAAGUGACUAAAGUAAGAGUAUGCAGACUCAAACAAAUAGUCCCCAUAAAAUGUUCAGUUAUGUGUAUUAGAAAACUGUGAAUUGCACUUUAACUUGUUUUGUUUAUUUUGCUCUCUUUACUGUAAUUUAACUAAUAAAUUGUGGUAGUUCCACUGCUCCUAUAGAGGCUGACGUCCAGACUUCAGAAACCUAACCCUGGUAUACUCUUUAUUUCUGUUAUAGGAUAAACCUAAUCAAGAGGUCUUCCAAGAGGUAUCUCCCUGGUUUGCUAAGAAUAUGAAAGUAUUAAAGGCUUCUAAAACACCUGUCUAUGUGCAGAUAUCUUAUAAUGCUGUGCUUAAUUGCUUAUGUACGCUAUGUAUAUAUCUUUAAAAUAAGAUUCUAACCAAACAUCAAAAUACAAUUAAUUAUAAUAAGUAACGCAGUCUUUUGUGUUAUCUUCUCUAUAGCCUCACAAAACUCAAAUUUAAAUAAUUUAAAUGCAUCUUUCUCCUAAUAAUGGCACAUUUCUAGAUGAUAUUUAUAGAAAACUAUACAUUGACCUACAUAAGCUCACCUCUUCCCAUCUGAAAACUCAUAUAUAUGGAGCUGUAGAUAACAUAGGGUAGCUCAACAAAUGCCAUCCUUACCUACUAAAGUAGGGGGCUUGGGGAUAAACAUAUGGAGUUUUCCUCCAGUGUAUCGGUGCCACGAUUGUAUCUAACAAACCUCAAACUUGUGUAUGCUUAGAGCAUAUUUUGGCACAACCCCCCAGCAAUUUAGCAGUUGCUGAUUUCAGAAUAGAGAACUAGCUUGAUGAGUGACAGUGUAUCCAAUAGUCCCCCAUAUCUCCUCUCACACUUCUCCGCUCACUCCUAUAUUAUUAAACCCUACUUUUUUAGUGACCAGCCACUUUAUCCCUUUGCACACUCUGGAUAUUCAUAUGUAGAUUCCAGUAUUAGCUGUGAGGGACACAACCAAACUGAGAACAAAACAGUAGCUUGAUGACUUGCGAGAACAAUUUUUUAGAUCUUUGUUAUGAUUCCAUUAAAUAAUUCCUAAUUUUGAAUGCCUAUCUGACACUGUGCUUCCACUGAAACAGGCUAUUUCUUUAUCCGAUGCUCACUUGCUACAUGCUGAUUAGCAAACCUUACCAAAUUACGCAAACAGUGGCAGAAAGAACUAUUGUAUACAAUAUCUCAUGCUAAAUGGUCACAAAUUUUUAGAGAAACAGCACAAUCUGCCCAAUCAGCACAAUUGUCAGAAACCAAUUUGAAAAUAAACACCCAAUGGUAUCUGACUGUACAGAGGCUCAACAUUCCCAGGGACAUUAAACAAGUGCUAGAGAGAGUGCACAUGGACCAUGUAUCCCAUUUGGUGGCAAUGUCCCUUUAUUCAUAAAUUCUGGAUAGAAAUACAGUACUAGGAGAAAUAAAUAAAAGCAGACUUAUGCUAGACGUGAUGAUGUUCUUAUUUGUACUAUGCCUUAUCCUUAAAGGGACAAAAAACAGUAUGAACUAACAUAAGUUUCAAAAUAUAUAAUUUAGCCAAAGCUUACCUGCAAAACAGUUUCUGUUUUAACCCCCAUUAACCCCUUUAAUUCAGAUAUAGUUUUGUUUGCAGCAAGCUCCCCCCUGGGCAUUUCCAUAUAUGGAAAGUGCUAUCCAAGCUAUAGCUUCUGCAGAAUGCACUCAUGCAUGUGCACAGUAGGGGGCAGUCAUAUGGCACCUGACUAAAGCAGUGCAUAGUAUAAUGCUGAAGCUUUCACAAAGCAUGUUAAAUUAAAUCGCUAUGGAAACAAGCAAACCUUUUGGCAACAAACAAUAGCAGUACUUGCCGUCCCUCCUUAAACCCCCAUGCUUGCAUAAGUAAUUAUCCACACAUGCACACUUUGUUAUAUGAUAUCACAAGGUUUAGAGUAAGACACUGAUAAGGGGGGUGAAGCAGGCUACACUUGGCAACACCAAAGUGUAAGUCAUUUUGAAGAUUAUUGGAAAUGUUAUUAAAAUACUUAUAAGCUUUUUUUACACUUUUUUCACACACUGUUUUACCUCCAUUGGCCCUUUUAUAAUAUGCACAUAACUUAAAAUGUUUUAUGGCACUUAAGUGCAAACUGAGUAAAAAAUUGUGUAAACUACUUAUCAACUGUGCCAAUCAGCUGGAAUGGGAUCGAAAGGUAGACUACAUUAUCUCUUGAGAGAUAUUAUUACAUUUCUUUUGGCCAAUUAGAUGCAUUUUAUUAUAUCAAAUUUCUAUGGGAAUAUUUUCAAUGUUGUAUAAAAGUGAACUUUAACUACAAAUGGAAACUGAAUUCAUAUAGAGACUUAAAAAACAAACACAGAAUUGGAACUUACUAUAGUGCCAUGAUCCAAUAGCAAAUGGUGUCAAUGGACUUCAAGACAGGAAUUCACUGGACCUACACAGCCAAUGGAACAUUGACACAUGGGACUUAUGCCAUACAUCUCAUCUUUGGUGUUGGAGAUUGGCUACUUGACAACUAUUAGCAGACACAGGCCAUAUAUUCAAUGUUAAAUGUAACAUAGUUUGAUAAAUAAUUGUAUACUCCAGUUCUGUCCAGUGUAAUUGUGAUAUGUGUAAUAAUCUCUUUUUAUAAAUAAAACAUAUGCAAAAAUUA
Bombina bombina (fire-bellied toad) is the source of this 3992-nucleotide messenger RNA. It is a transcript of the gene ATG10, whose product is annotated as autophagy related 10. Gene Ontology annotation, molecular function: Atg12 transferase activity. Gene Ontology annotation, biological process: protein lipidation; protein modification by small protein conjugation; macroautophagy. The record is from RefSeq and is a predicted model, not a curated record. Bases 53 to 706 code for a protein of 217 amino acids. Lineage: Eukaryota; Metazoa; Chordata; Amphibia; Anura; Bombinatoridae. The transcript is spliced from 8 exons. Gene Ontology annotation, cellular component: intracellular anatomical structure.